AUGGCCGACCAAGACUUAUUAGCCAACCUAAGGUCGUACAAGACACAGAACUACCUACUGGGCCAGGUGUCCGUGUGGCACAAGCUCCCAAUUGCACGAAGAGCGCUGGUAUUCAUCCUUCUUUUCGUUGGACAUUUGGGCGAGCUUCGGGUGGUGCUAACCAAGCGAUCUUCAAGGCUCAGAACGUUUCCAGGGCAUAUAUCGCUACCCGGAGGCAAAGCGGAUACAGGGUUGGAGCUGCCAUGGCAGGUAUCGAGAAGAGAAAUGAGUGAAGAGAUUGGGCUCAGUGAGGAUAAUGAGUAUCUUGCGAAAAACUACGGCUUCACUAUCGAACAUGUGAAUGAGUUGCCUUGCUACUUGCUGAGGACCAUGUCUUCUGUUAAACCGUGCAUUGGGUUCAUGAAAUUUAAGAAUAAUGGCAGCGACAAAGAGGAGCUCUUGGAAAACCUAAAGCUCAAGGUGAACCCGGGAGAGAGCUCCUCGAUCUUUAGCUGCCCUCUUCGAGACUUUUUAUACCCAGCUGUGGAGGAAGCAGCCCAGGAGGCGCUCGAAAGAACCCACUACUUGGUGAAAUGGGCUGGUAUCCCAUGGCACUUGAGGUCUUACACAUUUCCUCAAACAAAGCUGGGCGAAGCUUCGUGGCUACAAGAGUUCAAAGACAUUUCUGCAUCGGAGGAGGAAUCGGCAGAUGAUGAGGCAAAGAGAGCUCAAACGCCGCCGCUGUCGCCCACGAGACGAUACGUGAAGAAGAAAAAGAACUUAUCUAAGUGGGGUGCUCUCGGGUCUAGGGUUGACGAGGAGCUGCAAGUGAAGAUCUACGAUGUGUGGGGACUUACAGCAAACAUUCUUCAUGAUCUUGCGGAAGUGGUGUACUUGGGCCACUCUGUUGAAGGAAGGCAACUCGGCGAAGAAGAGCUCAUCCACAGUCUCUGGAAGCACGGUGAGCUUCAGGGCAAACAAAGGUCGAAGCGGGAAAAUGCUUGGAUCAACUCGACGCCAACCGACAAAGCCUCUUUUGGCUGGGUCAUCCCACGGCAAGAGUUCCUUCAUUUGAAGAGGUUGUACAAAAUGUAA
This is a messenger RNA of Candidozyma auris, 1074 nucleotides long. It is a transcript of the gene PCD1, whose product is annotated as 8-oxo-dGTP diphosphatase. The record is from RefSeq and is a predicted model, not a curated record. Bases 1 to 1074 code for a protein of 357 amino acids. NCBI's taxonomy places the organism in Eukaryota, Fungi, Ascomycota, Pichiomycetes, Serinales, Metschnikowiaceae. Gene Ontology annotation, molecular function: coenzyme A diphosphatase activity; acetyl-CoA hydrolase activity. The transcript has a single exon. Gene Ontology annotation, biological process: coenzyme A catabolic process.